AUUAUUCUUGUCAACCGACGCGAAGCCGAGGCUGAAGUGGACACCUGAGCUCCAUGAUAGGUUCAUAGAAGCAGUUAAUCAACUUGGUGGAGCAGACACAUCGUCUUGCAGAAGCUACACCGAAAACAAUCAUGAGACUCAUGGGAAUUCCUGGACUGACGCUGUAUCACCUCAAAAGCCAUCUUCAGAAGUGCAGGCUCAGCAAAGCUCAGGCACACACUGGAGGAGGCAGUAAGAGUGGUAAGAGCAGCAUCCCAAUUUGCAAUCAGACUGUCUCAAUAAGACACAAUGUUGCAGCAGAGAGACCGAGCGAAACUGAUAUCAUUCGACAGCCGAAUAGGCCUAUUCAGAUAAAUGAAGCACUGAUAAUGCAAAUUGAAGUGCAAAGACAGCUACAAGAACAAUUGGAGGUUCAGAGGCAUUUACAACUCCGAAUCGAGGCGCAGGGGAAGUACUUGCAGUCGGUGCUGGAGAAGGCUCAAGAGGCACUAGGGAAGCAGAAUCAACUCUCUGAACUGGUCUCCAGUGCAGUCUCAAAUGGAUGCUUAAGCAAUGCAGUUCCAGUUCCUGAAGAUCUUCUUCCCAACUCCAACAGUAGUUUCCUUACACCAUCUGAAGGCUUACAAAAGGAACGAGAAUCGAAUCGAAAGCCAUUUUCGUCUUCUAUUUCGGGAGGAGGAGGAGCUGCUGCAGAAGCUGACACUGAAAAACUCGAUCUCAAUGUGGAUGAAGAUGAUGAUGAAGGUGCAAUUGAGAGCAAAAUUGACUUGAACUGAAAGUGAAAUAGAAGAUGAUUUAUGGAGAAUGUUGAAUCAAAAUUUGUGUUUUAGAUG
This is a messenger RNA of Zingiber officinale, 833 nucleotides long. RefSeq names its product myb-related protein 1-like. The coding region runs from base 132 to 776 and encodes 214 amino acids. The transcript has 5 exons. The record is from RefSeq and is a predicted model, not a curated record. NCBI's taxonomy places the organism in Eukaryota, Viridiplantae, Streptophyta, Magnoliopsida, Zingiberales, Zingiberaceae. Gene Ontology annotation, molecular function: DNA-binding transcription factor activity.